Molecule: messenger RNA, 2478 nt
Organism: Chironomus riparius
Lineage: Eukaryota; Metazoa; Arthropoda; Insecta; Diptera; Chironomidae
Source: the annotation of a GenBank genome assembly
AAAAAGAGUUAAAUACAUUCACGACAUUUACAGACAUUGAGAUAUACUCUAUAAAGAAAUUCCACCACACUUAACUGCAAGUUAAUUGACGAUUUCCAAAUCUAAAAAUUCGUAUUAUUUUGUUCAUAAAAAAGAAACAUCAGAGUAAUGGACGGUGAAAAAAAUGUCAAAGCUAUUGAUGGGAUAUACAAGAACAUCCUUGAAAAAUUCAACCCUGAAUCUAAAAAAAUGUUGAUUAAUGCUAAGGCAUAUUUGAAAGCUCUUCACAGCUCAUCACAAGCCUCAAAAAUAUUUGCUGAUUCCCUUUCAAAGAUCGCAAGAAAUGCCAGAGAGUCUACGCAAGGAACGUCAGAUAUUGGUUCAGCGCUAAUGGAAAUCAUAGAUAUUUUCAACUUUAUUGAGGAGCAGCAUAUGAGCAUUCUUAAGGCAUUUUAUGUCGAUUUUAUAUGCCCAUUGGAAACAAAUUUGGAUAAGGACAUUAAAGUAAUUCAAUUAGAACAGAAAAAAUUUGCCCAGCAAUUCAAAAUGAAAAUGGAAAGUUUUGAUAAAGCAACUGCUGCUGUAAAGAAAAACAGAAAGAAAAAGAAUAACGCUGAAAGGGAAUUGAAGUGUAUUCAAAUACUUGAAGAUGAGAAGAAGAGUUUGGAUAACUUUUGUGAUCAGAGUUAUAAAAAUGCGGUGCUACAAGAACGUCGAAGAUAUGGAUUCAUAUUGGAACGUUAUACAGAAAGUGUUGCAAAACAUUAUCUCCAUUUCUUCAACAAUAGCUUUGCAACUAUCGACAACAACAUACAACGGUGGAGCGAUAUUGCUUCAACUCGCGAAAUGUUUAUGCCUUCGCCCAUUAUUAGUAGCAAUAUUCUGCCAGAAAAGAACAAUGAUAAUCGCAUUUUUAAUGACAUGAACCAAAGAACAAGCAUGGAAAGAGAGAGCUUAAGCGUGAGUGAUGAAAGUGUAUCAAAUUUGUCAAUUGCUAAUAAAACAAAUGACAUUGAAACUGUCCGAUCACGUUUCUCAAUGGACUCGUUGGCAACAAGUCAAAAUAAUCGUAACAUAGUUUAUGCAUUGUAUGGACAUUCCGCUACUAGUGAAAAUCAACUAAAUUUCUCUGAAGGAGAUAAGUUAUGCUUAAUCGGAGAAAAUUUGAAUGGUUGGCAAUUUGGUGAAAAUCUUACAACAAAAUUAUUUGGAUGGUUCCCAUCUUCAUAUGUUGACAUGAAUUUACAAAGAAAUGGAAAAGAAAGUGAAACAGAUGGCGAAAUUAAUAAUAACAAUAAAUAUCAAUCGGUGAGCAAACAAAGAAAAUUCCAAAAUCCACCUAUGGCACGACCACCAUCACCACCAUUGCAGAAUGUUACAAUGGAUGUACAGAAAAGUAUGCGUGGAAUGUAUAGCAGUAAUGAUAGCGGUUUCUCAAAUGAAAUAGCACCAGUUGCACCAGAAGUUGAUUAUUCAGAUGAUGAAAUUCCGCAAAAAGUUCCAAUCAGAAAACCUGCCGAGAAACCAGUGCAAAAACAAACGAGUGUCGUGAAAAAUGAGAAUGUUAUGAAUAAAGGACAGUCAAAUAGUUAUGGUGACUUAACGAUAGAUAGAACAGUGGGUAGAAAUAAAGCAUUUUGGCGAUUUAGUAAAUCUGAAGAUGUUUUGGAAGGGAUGGGAUUAUGGAAACAUAGGGAUUUAUUACCAAUAGAUGGUGAUGAUCAUGAUAGAACUUUAAAGAAACAACCAGCAGAAUCAUCAAAAAAUAAGAAAAGACUCAGUGAAAAACCCUUGCCAAAAGAAAUGGAUAACAGUAACAAAAUUGUUAACACGAGAGAGAAGAUGCAAGAUGACCACGAAAUGAAUAUCACAGAAAGCUUGUACGAUGAAGCACCCAAAAGAAGAAAUCAUGCCGCUCCGACUCCAAUGAAUAUGCAUAAUGAAAAGCAUUACUAUAAAGAGAUUCAAGACACAAAUUUUUAUGAUGAUGACGAUGAAAUAUUAAUGAGAACAGUGAAACGAAAAGAAAUUUUGAAGCAAUAUCAUUCAAGCGAGACCGAUACUGAAGAAGUCUCUGUUAAUUCAGAUCCUUAUGAUUGCAUUUUUGUGAAUGAUCACUUAGUGCCUCGCUCAGAGAUUAACAUGAGUAAACAAAAUACUCUUCUUCCACGUACAAAACUUUCUAAAAGUAAACAUUCGCAUGAUAACGAUAACACGAUCAAAAGUUCGUCAAACUCUGCAGUGCGAAAGAAUAAAACUUUUGAACCAUGGCACAAUAUGUGGGAUGAUGAGCGAAAGGAAAUUGUCAAGUAGUUAAUUGAAUUUAUUUCUUGUUUGUUUCUUUGUUUUUAUACCACAUUAUUCAUUGAUUCAUUUACUUCUUUAUUGAACCUUAUUAGUACAUAAUGUAUUUCUAAUAAUGUGCCAAAUUAUCCUGUACAUGUAUGCAUGAAUAUAUAAAAAUCUGAAGUUUUAAUUAUAUUAUUUUAUAUAUACUCG